CCUAGCUAAAGUAUAGUACAGAACAAUGAUGAGUACAAGACUCUCUGUUGUGAUCAUUCUUUUCAACCUAAGUGUUGUUGCAUGGGCUGGUGUGACCCAGGGAACAACCUCAGAGUGCUUUGUUAAUAAUGUUGACAGAUUCAUGAAUGGGCAGAGCUGUUCACCAUACAACAUCUUUGACUCAGGUCAUUCAAUCACAAAUGCCACUCUGUCAGCCUUUUGUCCCAGCCAGUGUGCAAUAGCUGUGAACAUUUUCUUUGAAAUUGCUUGCAACUUGAGCUACAGUGAGAUUGUCUGCUCAAGAAAUGAAGACGAUACUCACUACUGUGUCGACUUUCAAUACACUGAUGAUCGACUCUCGGGAGAUAUCCUUGGGCCAAUGGGUGCUGCAUGUCAAGAUACCAACUGUAGCCAAUCAGAUGCUUGCAAUGCUUCUGUACAAGCACUACCUUGUUGUUUAAAUCAGGCAAAUCGAUAUUUAACUGAGAUUGAUGGACGACCUGCUCUACUCUCCGGUGACUGCACUGUAGUGAGCUCUGUGUGCAACGUACCGGACAUAACACUACUAACUACUGAACCACCAUCACCAACUAAUAUCACCAGUACUAGUAUUACGUCUGGAGCUGGGGAUGUAACUGCUGUGGUGCAUUGGACAGUUGUUAUGACAUUGCUUGUAUCUGUAUGGACUUAUUAAUUAACCAACUAGACUAGAACCAACCACACUUUACUUAUUUUCACUUGUUUUUUAACCAACUAGACUAGUUGCCAACCACAUCACUUGUUUUUUUUAACUUUAAUAUAGACACAAAGCCAUUACACUCAUUCUAUACGA
This is a messenger RNA of Halichondria panicea, 832 nucleotides long. RefSeq lists its product as uncharacterized. Lineage: Eukaryota; Metazoa; Porifera; Demospongiae; Suberitida; Halichondriidae. The transcript has 4 exons. The record is from RefSeq and is a predicted model, not a curated record. The coding region runs from base 26 to 694 and encodes 222 amino acids.